Trichoderma virens Gv29-8 is the source of this 2367-nucleotide messenger RNA. RefSeq lists its product as uncharacterized. The record is from RefSeq and is a predicted model, not a curated record. Lineage: Eukaryota; Fungi; Ascomycota; Sordariomycetes; Hypocreales; Hypocreaceae. The coding region runs from base 1 to 2367 and encodes 788 amino acids. The transcript has a single exon.
AUGAGAGGCCUCAUGUCCGAAGAUUGUAUCCAGUCGUCUCGCUUUGUCGAGGUCUGCAGGUUGCGAUCCAUCCGACAAGAGCUUAACGAGGGAGACACACUCGUCUUCAUCGACUUCCCCGAUCUUUCGCGUCGUCAACCGAGACAAACUGAUUGCUAUGGCGUGCCGUACACAUCUCAACAGUUCCGUGUGCACUCGGAAAAGCUGCUCGCAACUGGCUCUGCCAAGUUUGCCGAGAUGCUAAACCCGACGUACCAGUUUCGCAUUCAAAGACGAAGAAAGCUGACCAAGAGUCUCCCAGAAGGCAUCAAGUAUGUUCUCGACUUGACGCCGCCGUCAGAGGGCGAUGAGCUCGUCUUUCAAGUGACUCAGCUGUCUCUCACUCCCGGCACCAUUAAAUGGUGGGCUGCCAAUGCCCUCCACAAAGUGAGCAACUGGCUGGUGUCUGGACAUGACGACGUCUGCACAUGUGGUCAGGCGCCCAUCCCCGGCUGGGGGGUCCCAAAAGAAGGGGUGAAAGCGCAGGAACAAGAUGGAAAUUCCAACGAGGAGCCAGCGACCAACAGCAAUAAGUCAGAUAACAUCAACGGCGAGGCAAUAACCGCACCCUCACCGCAAACCUUGAUUGCCAAACGGCUUCACGGGAUCAACCGACCGUAUGAGACGCCCAGUUACCGCAACAUUCCUGACUACUGCCCCAUACGCCACUGCAACAGCAUCAUCCGUCUCCUGAUGAUGAUAGAGGGACACGACGUCAUGCUCGACUCAGCAAACCGUGUCUGGACUUUGGUUGCCCUGGCAAAGAUAUUCGACUGCACGUCCGUCGUUAGAGAUCCAGUGACCCAGUGGAUCAUGUAUUUCGACAACACCAAGUUCAUCGAAGUCCUCCCAGAAGAGGCACUGCAGAUUGGCUUUACCCUGGAGCUUGUACAGGUCACGCAAUGCGCUUUUCGAAUACUCGUCAACGAGCAGGCCAUUAAAGAUGCCAGCACCGACUCAAGCCGCGAUUUGAGUCGCGUCACCAUUUUUGGAAGAAGGCUGGGCAGUUUAGACGAUGAACUGCACAACAUUGUCCAGCACGCUGCUCGUGCCCUUGUUGAGAGGGUGUCGUUGAUCCCUGAUACAUUUCGAAGUCAAUAUAGCCUUGACUGCUGGAUGGUUGAAGAAUGGGUCAAGCUUCGGAAAAUGGAAGGCAUCCUCGUCGAGCAUCGCUCUGUAGGAAGCAAGAUGGGUUUGAAUUCCCUGCGUGAUUUGAUGAUGGAUAUGCAGAAUACCAUCGCAACCGCCUUCAAUAAGUUGGAGACCAGUUUGGCGGAACGGCAGGCGCUUAUCUCCAUGGAUACGGACCGAGCUACAUAUGUGUUACCCGACGACUAUCAACUGCUCGAGGAAAUCUUACCAGAACUGAAUCUCACCCAGAAGCUAUUGUGUCCCUUUAUCUACCAGCAGAUGGGCGAGAUGUGGGAUGCCAACGCCAGUCAAUCCAAGUGGCUUAGUGCAGCAAAUGGACUAUCGACUGGGUCACUUAGGGUACAAAUGGCCAAGGCACAGUAUGCUCUGCAGAAAAUGUUCUUUGCAACGCCAGAAUUAGCGGCCAUGGCCCCCUGGGAGGUGUCCCUGAGUUCUAAUACUGUAGAGGAUUUUAUCGACGGGGCUAGCCCGUUUGUUGAUCUGGACGUCCUCAACAGGCAGAUUCAUGAUGCCAUCUUGCCGUACACUAGCUCGUGGGUGCGGUUUGAUAUUGAGCCGGCGUUGAACAUGACCCGCCACAUGCUUCUCACUCUCGAUAACAACGAGCUGAAAUUCCUUCCGCUCUGGGCUGGAGGCUGCAAUGACGGCACUGGAGGGGUGUUUGAACCAGAGCUUCCACCCGCUCAAUGGGGCCCGAAUGGGCCUGGGCCGGCCUAUCACACUGGAAUUACGAUUCCCUCCACGUCCAGCGUCUCUGGUUCUUUGGUCAACGAUUUCUCGACGAUGAAAGUCAAGGGCAGCACCGUGGUUGGGUCGCUAGACGCCCAGGACAGCAUAUCGACUGUGUAUGCACCCGGCCACGUUAUUGCCGACAAUGUCUCCGUUGCGUCCGAAUCCUUCGACACGGAUGGAGCCGAAUAUUAUCAGGAAGCGAGGUUCGUAAUCCCGGCAGAGCAUCAGGACACUGGUCGGGCGGUGGACAUGAUGGUCGAAUCUCUGCACUCGGACGCAGAUACGGCGUCGGUCGUGACGGAUAGAGAGACGGUGAUGGGCAGCACCCACGAUAGCAGCGAUGACGAUGUUAUGAACAUUGAUGAUCCGGUGGCUAAUGUGAUUGCCCAGAGCGAUGAGAGCGAUAGCGAUGCGAGCACGUUAGAGGCGUGGGAUGAAUUAUGA